Molecule: messenger RNA, 543 nt
Organism: Staurois parvus
Lineage: Eukaryota; Metazoa; Chordata; Amphibia; Anura; Ranidae
Source: the annotation of a GenBank genome assembly
AUGAUUCCUUCCCAAGUCGUAGAGGAAAAGUGGUCUUCCCCAGCCACUACAGCUGGCAAGAAGAAAGCAGAGCCUUGUUCAUGGAACCAAGAUGCGGUGGAUACUAAUGGAAAGGACUGGAGUGCCCCAUGGAGCGAGCGCGCAUUCUUCCCUGGUAUAGCUCCCUGGAAAACAGUAGAAGCGAGGAUCCCUUCAUCAGAACAGAGGCCACCCCCUUACUCUACCAUUGGGUUAAACAGUUCUGUGUCUGCUUCGGUCGGUGAUCCAGUUGCUCAGCCCAGUGCAUCUGACAGUCAAUGGGAGGCCACACCAACUGAGCCCAUCGACGAUGAGUGGUCUGGUCUAAAUGGUAUGAGUUCAGCUGACCCUAGUUCUGACUGGAAUGCACCAGCAGAGGAAUGGGGAAACUAUGGAGAAGAGGAGCCAGUGCCCCCAUCACAAAUUGAAGAAACUGAGCAAGAGGUUCCAAAGGUUUCUGAUGAUGAAAAAGAUAAGGAAGAAACUACUGGCCAAACUUCUGCCAGUAGCAAAACCAAGAAGAAG